Molecule: messenger RNA, 827 nt
Organism: Indicator indicator
Lineage: Eukaryota; Metazoa; Chordata; Aves; Piciformes; Indicatoridae
Product: TAF6-like RNA polymerase II p300/CBP-associated factor-associated factor 65 kDa subunit 6L
Exons: 7
Biological process (GO): transcription initiation at RNA polymerase II promoter; RNA polymerase II preinitiation complex assembly
Cellular component (GO): transcription factor TFIID complex; SLIK (SAGA-like) complex; SAGA complex
Molecular function (GO): RNA polymerase II general transcription initiation factor activity; protein heterodimerization activity; transcription coactivator activity
Source: RefSeq, a predicted model, not a curated record
AUGUCGGAGCGGGAGGAGCGGCGCUUCGUGGAGCUGCCGCGGGAAUCGGUUCGCCUGAUGGCGGAGAGCACCGGGCUGGAGCUCAGCGACGAGGUCGCCGCUUUGCUGGCCGAGGACGUUUGCUACCGGCUGCGGGAGGCCACGCAGAACAGCUCCCAGUUCCUCAAGCACCGCCGGCGCCGGAAGCUGACUGUGGAGGACUUCAACCGAGCUCUGCGCUGGAGCAACGUCGAGGUGGUCUGUGGCUAUGGCUCCCAGGACUCUUUGCCCUUCAGGACCAUCAAGGAUGGAGACCUCUUCUUCCAGGAGGACCGAGAGGUCAACCUGGUGGAGUUGGCCUUGGCCACCAACAUCCCCAAAGGUUGUGCUGAGACCACGGUGAGAGUCCACGUUUCCUACCUGGAUGGCAAAGGCAACCUUGAACCACAGGGAUCUGUGCCCAGUGCUGUCUCCACCUUGACCGAGGACCUCCUGAAGUACUACCAGAACGUGACCAGAGCUGUGCUGGGGGACGACCCCCAGCUGAUGAAGGUGGCCCUCCAGGACCUCCAGACCAACUCCAAGAUCGCUGCUCUCCUGCCUUACUUCGUCUACGUGGUCAGUGGGGUGAAGUCUGUGAGCCACGACCUGGAGCAGCUGAGCCGCCUGCUGCACGUCGCCCGCAGCCUGAUCCUCAACCCCUUCCUCUGCCUGGGCUCCUACGUCCGCAGCCUCAUCUCCAGCGUCAUCUACUGCACCCUGGAGCCCCUGGCCGCCUCCAUCAACCCCCUCAACGACCACUGGACCCUCCGCGACUACGCCGCCCUGCUCCUCAGCCGCAUCUUCUG